UUGGGUUUUUGCACUUUCUCAUUCUUAAAGACUGAAACCAAAAAAACAUUGAAAGAACAACAACACAAUCACGAGUAGCAACCAACGAAGAAGGAAAAACACACAACAAAAUUGUUCCAACACUGAACCUUAUACACCCCACAAAGAUCUUCCUUUUAUAUGUUUUUGUGAGAACCCUUUAACCCCUUUUGUUAUUCUUUCAGUGUUUGGAUCUGCAAUUUUCAAGCUUUUGCAGAAUUUUUUGUUGGGGUGGUUGAAGGUUCGAGAAGUUUUUCAAUUGUGUAGCUUUGGGUUCGUUCCAAUUUGAAGGAGAUUUGGUGGGUUUCUUUGGAAUUGAGAAUUUUUCACUCUGAAUUGGUGGGUGUUUUUUUCUUUACUGUUUUUGAUUAUUUUUUAAGUUGAAAAUUUCUAGGGCGUAAGCAUGUUCUGUUAAUUGAGUUAUUAAUGCCAUGAAGUUUUUGUGAAAAUUUUGUUCACAGACACUUUUUGAAAAGCUGUUAAUUUUUUUUGAACGUUGGAUUUGAAUAUUUUUAUUAAUCUUGUAGGUGAAAAUUGAAACAAGAUUAGAAACAAUUUAUAGUUGAAACCAUGUAAAUUAGUUUGAAAUUAACACUCCAAAACUCAUUCUUGUGUGUGACUUGUGCUGUUUUUUUAUCCCUUUGGUCCCACCCUUUUUCUUUUCAAAACUGAACCAACCAAGUUCAUGUCAUCCUUAUGGAGUAUAGGAGGGAAAGACAUGAAUUUGAGGUUUAUAAACAGAAUGAAAAGUAAUCACAAUUCAGAUAAUCUAAAGGAGCCAUAGUAUGAAUACUUCUUUUGAUAUAAAUUUUGAUGUUUUUAGUCCAUCUAUGUUUACACAAGCUGUAUAUGUUUUUUAGUUAUGCUAGUGUGUUUUCAAGCAUUCCUAGUUGUUUAGAUUUGAUUUAUCAACUGUAUUAUUUGGAUGAUGAGUUCAUGUGUGAUUUGGGAUUCUCUAGAAUGAUUUUUAGGACAUCUGAUUUUUUGAAGAUUUCAAUUUUCUGAAAUGUAGGAAAAGCAAAAAUGAAGUGAAUGAAUUCUGUGGUGCUUUUUAUAUUUGCAGACUAUUAGCCGUGCGUGGCCAUGUAUUGAUAUUUCCUGUUGUGUUGGCCUUGCUGGGAAGACUUAUUUUAUCUCAUUGGUUUGGAUGAUGUUUUGUUAGAAUGCUAGGGUUUCUUAAAAUCUUGCUAACCUCCUACGUAGCUUUUAUCCGCACGAUAAUGGUUGCGGGAAUAUGAAUACUUUUCUUUUUCCAGUUAUUUUGUUUAAGUUUUGAGGUUUGUGGCACAAGUAAAUUGAUGCUUUAUUGGAUUGUUAUGCUUUCAUUUAUUUUUAUGUGUGGAUUGAUAACUUUUGAGAUAUGGUACCGUGCUUCAUUAUGUGUCCUUCUCUGCAUUUUUCCAAAAAAAAGUGUCCCUCUGCAAAAUUACACAGAGCACACCUGGUUUGCAGAGAGGGACAACUUUGUCGCAUUAUUUUAUUCUAUAGUUUGUGUUUUAUUCAAAAUGAUUUUUUGGAUAAGUUCUCAUACUGAUAGGAACCAAUUUUGCAUCUAAGGCAAGGAAGUAAUAAAAUGUAAAGUAGAUGUAGGAAAAACACUUAUAUUAAUGAUCCUAGAAUCAACAUGAACCACCGAAAUCGCCAAACGCAGAGUUGAACCACUAUCGCAGUCGAACGCCACACCUCUGUCAAAACCUCCAGAUGCCAGUCGGUCGGUGACGGUACGAUCUCGGCGAUCUCUGCCUCCCAAGCCGCCAGAACUACUGUACACCAGUUUGGUUGUGGUGGAUUGUCCUCAACUAGAUAGGACACGGGCAUAAGUUCAAGUAAGUGGGUGCGUGUUAUGCCAGUUUUUGUGGUUUGGAUGGCGGAACUCGCUGUGGUAGUGCAGUCACAGGUCGAACGGCAUUCUGCCAUGGUGACGGAGGCUGCACAGCUGAUCUAUGUGCACAUUGGUUUUCCGCCAUCGUACUUAGCACCCUCAUCUUCUCUGUCGCAACUCGCAACCUUCACUGCAGUUUCAGAUACAUUCACCGCUGUUUCCGGUUGAAACUCAGAUUUGUUGAGUUCCUUCUUUGAUGCCGUAGAAUCUCUGAUAGUUACCACCGUCAGUUAGCCGUGAUCGAGAUCAUGUGUCCUGCGACAACGUACUGCUGUCACUCCACUCCCCCCGUCGUUGCGGUGAUCUCUCCGACCCAACGGUCUCCCUUGUCUCCAUCGACUUCUCUCAUUCCGUUCCAACAACAGUUGAAGGAUUUGCUCCAUUGUUGCUUUGACAUUCCCCAAUCUCUAAUUCAUUGCAUCAAUUCAAUUCUCCAUGAUGUGUCUAGUGAUUGGAUUGUAACCAGGCUCUGAUUGCAAUUAAUAGGAACCAAUUUGGCAUCUAAGGUAAGGAAGUAAUAAAACAUAGAGUAGAUGUAGGAAAAACAAUGUUAUAUUAAUGAUCCUAUAGAAUCAAGGUGAUUCUAUGGUGGAAUUACAGUGUACAAGAGAAAAUGAUAAAUGUAGAAAAUGUAAAGGUAAGCUAGGCAAUUCGAGAAGCCUAGAGAUCUCCCAAUUUUAGUCACCAAAUUCUUGCCUCCUCUUACACUAAGUUAGUUACAGCACUAGUGAGAAUGCUUCUCUGCUGCACUUCCCCGCCCCUCCGUGCAUACACCUUACCAAAUCUAUCACACACUCAUUGUGUUUUUCUUAUUUUUUCUUUCAUAUAAUUUAUUCUUAUCGAAAUAAUCUGUGCUCUUGUCUACAAAACUUACUAUUGAUCUCAGAUGAAAACUGAAUUGUACAUCUUUGCUCUUGUUAAUUGCAGUUGAUAAUGGUUCAAGAACUCAUAAAAGACUGAUUUUAUGGAUCCUGAAGGCAAAAAGUUUGGUGGAGGACCAAGGGAGUUGACAGGUGCUGUGGAUCUUAUAAGUCAUUUCAAAUUAAUACCGCACUAUGAGUUUUUCUGCAAGAGGCCACUUCCUGUGUCAAUUGCGGACACACACUAUCUGCAUAACGUAGUGGGAGACACAGAAGUAAGAAAAGGAGAUGGGAUGCAAUUAGAUCAGCUUAUUCAGAAUACAUCUUUCUCCCGAGAUACAAGUGCUCGUAUACAGCCUUUUGACUUAGAUACACUCAAGGAGGCUUUCCAACUAAGGGAAACAGCUCCCGUUGAUUUGCCUGCUGCGGAGAAAGGAAUACCGACAAUUGCAGGAAAAUCAAAAAGUGAGAAAGACAAAGAAAAGAAGCAUAAAAAGCACAAAGACAGGGACAAGGAUAAGGACAAGGACAGGGAGCAUAAGAAGCACAAACAUCGUCACAAGGACAGAAGCAAAGACAAAGACAAGGAUAAGGAGAAAAAGAAAGAUAAAAGCGGGCAUCGUGAUUCCAGUGCUGAUCACUCAAAGAAACAUCACGAUAAGAAGAGAAAGCAUGACGGAGAUGAUGACGCUAACGACGUGCACAAACACAAAAAGAGUAAGCAUAAGAGCUCAAGAAUUGAUGAGUUGGGGGCAAUAAAGGUCGCUGGCUGAAAUAGUUAUGUACUUAGUUCACUCUCUUUUCCUCAAUUGGUUGUUGUUAUUUGUUAAAGUAUGGAGGAGACAUUUGCCUGACAUUUUCAGAUUUCUUGAGAGUAGCUAGGGGACCUGACUAUAAAAUUAUCACGAUGGUGAAUUCACCGGAUGAUGGAAAAGGAAGCAGGUAAAAUAUGCUGAAGAUAAAACUAUAUUCUUGUAUAAUAACAGUUACCUCAUAUAAUUGCUAGUAAACUUUGAUCUUCCUUUUCCCAGUUUUUGGAGCACAGGAUAUAUCUCAACAUGUAUGCAUUGUUUUGACUGAUUUUUUUUUUUUUUACUAAAAUUUUAUGUAGCUUAUAAUAAUAAGACUUUUUUAAACUAGAACUAGAGGCUUCUUGUUUAGGAUAACUGAAAAUAGCUAUGAUGGGGUUAUGUGUGUAUAUCGAUAAUUCUCUACCAUAUAAGCUCCAUUUAUUUAACAUCGACGGAUGGAUAUGUUUGUAUCA
Messenger RNA from Trifolium pratense (red clover), 4024 nucleotides. Its product is annotated as mediator of RNA polymerase II transcription subunit 19a. Bases 2865 to 3533 code for a protein of 222 amino acids. Gene Ontology annotation, cellular component: mediator complex. Lineage: Eukaryota; Viridiplantae; Streptophyta; Magnoliopsida; Fabales; Fabaceae. Gene Ontology annotation, molecular function: transcription factor binding; transcription coregulator activity. The transcript is spliced from 7 exons. Gene Ontology annotation, biological process: positive regulation of transcription by RNA polymerase II. The record is from RefSeq and is a predicted model, not a curated record.